Callorhinus ursinus (northern fur seal) is the source of this 1042-nucleotide messenger RNA. NCBI's taxonomy places the organism in Eukaryota, Metazoa, Chordata, Mammalia, Carnivora, Otariidae. The record is from RefSeq and is a predicted model, not a curated record.
AUGGGAGGAAGGAUCAAAGGUGGAACUACAGGAAGUUAUAGACUGCUGUUUUGGAGACCUAACAGGCUGUGUGGAACGGGCAGGGCACUGACGUGGCUUUUUCCUAACUGGACCCUCAUUUUGUACACCGGACACUGCCCACUACUUCGCUUCAGCACGGGUCAGACCUAUGGGCAGAUGACCGGUCAGCUGCUUCGAGGGUUUCCUGGCCUAGCCUGGCCCCCCACCCAUCGCACACUUCUGCCUCCCAUCCGGCCUCCAGCAUCUCCUGAGGUUCCCAGGGGAAGCCUGCCUGUCAGGCGGGGGCAUGAAAGGCUUAGCUCCAGCAUGAUUCCUGGGUACACAGGUUUUGUACCCCAGGCACAGUUCAUCUUUGCCAAGAACUGCAGCCGGGUCUGGGCUGAGGCUCUGAGUGAUUUCACUCAGUGGUCUGAGGGACAAGGGGGUCAACAGCUGCCAAAGGAGGCCAAGGGUAAAAAAGAUGUGGAGAAAGACCAAGAGCCAAAGCUGGAGCCAGAGCUGGGGCAAGAGGCAGAACAAGCUUCCCCCUAUUCCAUGGAUGACAGAGAUCCUCGCAAGUUCUUCAUGCCAGGCUUCACUGGUUACGUGCCCCGUGCCCGCUUCCUCUUUGGCUCCAGCUUUCCUGUGCUCACCAACCGGGCACUGCAGGAAUUUGGACAGAUGUACUCAGGGAGCAGACCCCAGAAGGAUCCCAAACAUCUCCCUCCACUUUCUAGGACCUACCCUCAGAACCUGGGCCUAUUACCUAAUUAUGGGGGCUAUGUGCCAGGGUAUAAGUUCCAGUUCGGGCACACAUAUGGGCAUCUCACCCAUGAUGCACUGGGCCUCACCACCCUCCAGAAGCAGCUCCUGGUGUAGGUACCUGGACUUCAAGUUCUCUCUUCUCUGUCUUCCUAUCUCAGCCAUCCCUUUGGAAGGAAGAGAGGUGGGCCCGAGGGGGGUGGGGGGAGGCACAAAGAGAAAUGGUUUGGAGGCCGAGCACCUUUUUUAUUAAUAGGUGUAAUAAAUAAAUAAAUAAAUA